Molecule: messenger RNA, 198 nt
Organism: Suillus discolor
Lineage: Eukaryota; Fungi; Basidiomycota; Agaricomycetes; Boletales; Suillaceae
Exons: 1
Coding region: 1-198 (65 amino acids)
Source: RefSeq, a predicted model, not a curated record
AUGUUCUCUCUGCUCUCGAAUCAGUGCCACUUGAUAGUAUGCGCCAGUGUGUUAAUUGUUAAAACAUUCAAAUCUUACAUUCAAAUUUUCACACCAAUCAGGUUUUCAACACAAGCCUGCCGAUUUAUGGAUGCAUACCAUAGAGGAUUAAAUGGGAAGCAGGCUGCAUGGGCCUCGAAGAAGUAUAGAGGCCACUGA